CUCAGACUUGAUUUUUCCAUUAUUUUUCUCACCAAACAUUAGUGCACAUGCACUGCUACAUCACCCUAUGCCUUCUCUUUCUUAUAAAUACUGUGUAGUCUUCAUUAUCACUUCCACCUUUUACAUCUUUUCUAGCUCUCUUCUCUUCCUCACACCAGCAGAGAAAAUGAGCCUAUUGAUGAGGAGACCAUCAUCAUCAACCUAUAGUUACUCAAAGCUGGAUAAAGAAGACCCAGAAGAUGUAAUUCAUCGACGAGCUCAGUUCUUGAUCUACAAAACUCUGCAACAAGCUGAUUCCAGAGGAAAGCCAUCGUUUCUGAGGAUCAGAUUGUGUAGAUUAAAGGUGAAGAUUGGGAAGAAAUUGAAGAAGUUAAGGAAAAGCAUGAUUUUAAGCGUUUCUGCUGCUAGAGUUAGGAUGUAUAAGCAAGUUGCCAAUCAAUGGAAACGUUUGUUUUGCCAUGGAGAGGCCAUUGCUAGUCUUCCCUCUGUCUUGGCUUGAAGGCCUGACCCUGCAACUGCAAGUUUUCAUUUCUUAAUUUUGCAAUGUGAUGUUUGUUUUGAAUUUAAAA
Manihot esculenta (cassava) is the source of this 569-nucleotide messenger RNA. RefSeq lists its product as uncharacterized. The coding region runs from base 68 to 499 and encodes 143 amino acids. The transcript has a single exon. The record is from RefSeq and is a predicted model, not a curated record. NCBI's taxonomy places the organism in Eukaryota, Viridiplantae, Streptophyta, Magnoliopsida, Malpighiales, Euphorbiaceae.